AUGGCCACCUGCUUCAGAGGGGCCGCCCCCUUCGCCAGAUCGCCGUUUUCUCGCAUUACUGCCUUCCAAUAUCGUGCCACUCAGCCAAGUCCGUUCGCGACCCUCCGUUUCUUCACAUCGAGCACACUUCGCGCUGCUUCUACGAAGGCCAAGCCCAGCGUCGCAGCCCCCCGGCCCAAGGCCAUUCCGGCAGCCGUCGCCAAAACAUACCAGCCCAAAGACAAACUGUCUUAUGUAUUGCGGACAUUGGCGGAAAAGGGUUCGGAGACGCUUCUUUACUCGGCACCAAACCAAGGGGCAUUUCGAAUCGUGUGCUACGUCGCUGGACUCGCCUGCUUCGGUGCUGCUGCUUCGUCGUACCGGUUCUUCUUCAGUGAUUCGAAGGAGGCGAGAGACAGGAAUGGGAUUGCUAGCUGGGUCCCGUUGGCCUUUGGCUUCAUUGCGGUCUUCUGGGCCUGUAUAGGUUCUUGGCUGGUGGCAGCACCCCUGGGUGUAGUCCGGUCGAUCUCUGCUAUACCUAAACUCGGUACUCAGACGACAGUGGCCCUGCGCAUUGAGAUCAUGCGCCUGCCUGGCAUGAAGGAUAAGGUCUUCUAUGCCAUGCCGCCCGAGGUUACGGCUGACGGUAGCAUUGCUGCCACUACCGUUGAGUACGCCGUAGCGAGGAAAGCUGUCGUGGACUCAAGAAUGCCGCGAUCGGAUGAUCCAAUGCUGCUGAAGCCGUUCCUCGCCAUAGGUAGAUGGGUUAGCCGAUCGGUAUACACCAUCAUGAUCUACACCAAGAUGUCAGUGAUGAGAGAAGGUUUCGUGAAGAUUAGGAUUAGAGAUGAAGCGGUAGCCAAGGUUGACUGCGCAGGCGAAAUGUUCCUGGAUGGACUCGUCCUUGAUAAAUUGAUCCCGAUUCGUUAA
Molecule: messenger RNA, 909 nt
Organism: Lasiodiplodia theobromae
Lineage: Eukaryota; Fungi; Ascomycota; Dothideomycetes; Botryosphaeriales; Botryosphaeriaceae
Exons: 2
Coding region: 1-909 (302 amino acids)
Source: RefSeq, a predicted model, not a curated record